AUGGUCCUGAGCAACCUGCUCCCCAAAGUGUAUGCUCAGAAGAAAGUCGUCUUCGAGCACUGGAAGCUAAAUGCCCUUUACUACUUCCUUCACCUUCCCAUUCUUGGUUAUGCAAUAUUCAUCUUCGAGUAUCAAAAGCAGUACACAGAAGUCAUUGGAAAUGCACCCUUCCUCAUGCUCCACGUCGAUGCACUCGACGCGUUGCCCUUUGCUAAUGCUGAUCCGCUCCUCGAUCCCGAGCCGUCAAUCGCGUUCUGGUGUCGGAACAUGACCGGUGGGCCUUACUGGUGCCACAACUCUUCCCUGUAUUAUCAGGGCCUCUGCUUGGAGCUGACGAAUGAGGACAUCAUGUCGCAGAUGCAAGUACAAGUAAUGCUGGGUUGCAGCAGGCUUUGUUCACUGGGUGCAGCUCUUGAUCCCAGCUGCUUCUUGCCACCGAGCGUCUUUCAGCAGUCAGGCUUCGACCGUCUGGAGAAGACAGCAGAGCAGGCAGCUCCACUCUCGAAGCGCCUGACGGUUGCCGCAACGGGCCGCAUGACAGCUGCGAAAUCGCCACCUCAAGUUCCGCCGAAGAAGAAGCAGAGGACGAGCGAAGAAAACAUCUCUUUCACGGGCCACAUGGCCAGCCAGGAGGAAGCAGUGCAGGUCGCGGGGGGCGACAUGCAGAGGUAUCUUCGCUACGUGAUGCGGAAGGGUGCGACCCGCACAAGGCCUAUGCAAGAGAGUCGCCCAACACCAGUUCAGCCGGCACCUGCUUCAGAAGUUCAAGAACCUCCUUUGGAACAUGUCAAGCAAGAGUCGACCCCCGAAAAGCCGGUGCUGCUCAUUUCGGAAGACUCCUAUGCAGGAUUGUUGCAGUUCUUGAACUCCCUCAUGAACCGCACACAGGUGCUUAAAGGGACUCUGACACGAGAGGACGAGCAGGCCUUGCUGGCGCAGAAAGGCAGCCUAGCAAAGCUCACCCACUUCACGGACAAAAUCCUGCCUCAGCCCGCACUCGCUGGCAGUCGCACGCUCACCAUUACGCCCUUCACUGCCACAGGGCGAGGAUUAAUCACGGGCAGACCGCAGCCGCUGUGGAUAAUGAUGCAUCCUCUCGUCAGAUAUGCAAGGGUGGAGUUCACCUACAUCUUUCAAAUGACUCAGGCGGCACCGUUCUUCUUUGGGCUCUACGAGUCCGCUGGCGGCCGCAAGGGUCACCGGGACGCCUACACAGCCAUGAUCAACGGAAGGGAGGAGGUGAAACACUUCUUCCAUCCGCAGGAGAAGGUUUACCUCACUCCAGCUGAUAUUUUGGUGCUCGCUGGGCGUGAGUGGAACGUCGAGACCAUCAUGCAGGGAGGAGAGUUCUAUGCAGAAGUCAACUGCUACAAUGAUGGUUAUGACCUCUCCUCCACACUCAACUGGGAGAAUUUCACCUAUGUCGCCCCGACCCCCGAACUUCCCCUAUGCAUCAUGUCGAUUGAAGAGCUGCAGGGCACAGCAGUUGGCCAAGAUAUGGAUGGCAUCAACGACGUUAUCCUAUCUAGGUCGAGAUUUCGCAUCGACACCGGCAGAGGAAGCAGCCACCACAGGAUGCCAUCUCUCUCUGCCAUCUUGUUGAAUCUCGUUUCUCUGUUUGUGUUGCUGAAGGUGCCGCAGGCGGUGACGAUGGCGUUUGCCAACAUGUGCCUGGGAAACCUCUCCAGCGUUUACAAGCGAGCAUCCGAGGAGACCUUCAAGCUCCCGACGCGGGUCGCACAGCUCGGCCUCCGGCUGGUUUCGGACUCCCUGGCCCUUGCGGCACUUCGGAGCCCAGACAAAUCAGGCAUCGAGGAAGAAAGGCUGAAAGAAGAGCUGCGCAAGAUCGUUGCUUGCACAACUGCGGAGCAAAGCACGGCGCUGGACAGAAUCAGCGACAGCUUCGGAGACCACGUGUACGAGAUGCUCAGGGAGCUGGCUGACGAAGGCCACUUUCACUGCGAGCGCGAUGCGGAGCAGAAACCGAAACCCGGGAUGCACUGCAGUCAGUUUGCAAAUCUGAUGGCCAUCGGCCAGACGGUGCACGUGAAGGACCUCCUGGCCUUCUUCGACGUCAAAAGACGUCGAUCCUGGCUGGAGUGGUACUUCUUGCCGAAGGCACAGAAGAUAAAGUUCCGCAGGAUGAAGUCGAAGGCAGAGGAAGCCGAAGCAUCCGAGGCUUUGGGCCAAAGUGCCCCUCCGGAAGAUGUGCGGCUGCCCGCGGACUCGAAUGUCCAAGAAGAGGAGGGCGACAAGGACAAGAAAGCAGUGGCCUCCGGAGAUGCAGCCCUCCUGCUGAAGCUCAGCGCACGGGUUGAGGCAUUGGAGGCAGAAAGAGAAUCCUCCAGCAAGAUGAGGGAGGAAAUGAACAGACUUUCUGAAAAUCUGGAGAGCCUGAGCCUCCGCCUCGAUGGCUUGGAAGUAGGAGAAGUGCCACCAAAGGAAAAGCCACCGGCCAUACCUCCAGCCACCCCCAAAACGCCUUUAAUGGCUCCGGCAGCCUCUGCGCAGCUCGAAGCCGCGGAGGAGCGCAUCAAAGCGAUGGCCGCUAAAGCAGAAAUUCUGGAGCAGCGUCUUGCAAAGCUCGAGAGCUCUCAGUCCAAAGUUGUGAGUGAAAUCGGCGCCGUGCGCUCGAGCGCCGAGAAGCGCCACGUGGCUGUCCUCCAGGAGCUGCGUGCGACGACCCAGCAGCUAAAGCAUCAUCCUCCAGACACCGACACAUCUCAGCCACCAGAGCAGUCAGCAAAGGACGGUCCAGGAGAUCCAUCGCCGGCUCCCAUGGCCACCACGAUGCUUGGCCGCGGCUUCCAGUUUCCCAAGGUGAAGUUCCUGUUGAACUACGACAUGCCCACGUCAACUUUCGAGUACUUGCAGAGACUUCGCCUGGCGGCCCGAUCCACCGGUCCUGGCUCAGCGCUGAGCUUCCUCUGCCAGGAGGAUCUGCUGCAGGCGCAGGAGCUCUGCACCCUCCUCAAGCUUUUGGGCCAGGAUGUGCCAGAGAUCUUGGACAAAGCUGCUGCGAAUCGCCGUGCUCUGCUGCAGAGAACGGAUCCCGAAGAGGCCGUCAAGGAGGAGAGGAGGAACCGACAUACGGGCUUCUUUGUGCGACGAGGUGGAAUGCGGCGUGGCGCCUCCACGUCGAGCCCGGGCAAGAUGCCGAGUGUCUCGAUCAACCUCGAUGGCACCUGGAAGGACUACCGUCCUCUUACAGUCGAAGCGGUUCCCGACGUCGACGUGCAAAGCAGGCAGGCGGCCCCUACUCCCUUGGCCGCAGGGGAGGAUCUGAUUUGCCUCGACUGA
Symbiodinium necroappetens is the source of this 3300-nucleotide messenger RNA. The record is from the annotation of a GenBank genome assembly. NCBI's taxonomy places the organism in Eukaryota, Dinophyceae, Suessiales, Symbiodiniaceae.